Tilletiaria anomala UBC 951 is the source of this 4754-nucleotide messenger RNA. RefSeq lists its product as uncharacterized. Lineage: Eukaryota; Fungi; Basidiomycota; Exobasidiomycetes; Georgefischeriales; Tilletiariaceae. The record is from RefSeq and is a predicted model, not a curated record. The transcript is spliced from 5 exons. Gene Ontology annotation, cellular component: cytoplasm; nucleus; transcription export complex 2. Gene Ontology annotation, biological process: mRNA export from nucleus. Bases 444 to 4712 code for a protein of 1422 amino acids.
CUACAUCUUGCACUUCUGGAAUCACCUGCAUUCACUGUUCUGCAUGUGUCUGUGAUGGUUGAUUCGUGCUCAAGAUGCGCUUGCAGGGCACCGGCUCCAACGUUUGGUGUUGAGAUGUAGCCAGAGGCGACAUCUAAUCAGGCGGCCUGCGGAACUCGAAUGUGAAGUGGAUGUGUCCCAGAUUCUCUAAGUCUGACGCUAGGACCCAUACGUUGAUGUACAGCUGGCUUUCUUGUCACACCUUCUCUUCACUUGCUCGCUCGUGCACGCGCCCGUCCGGUCGCCUUCCUGUCUGGUCUCUCUUGGCGCUGUCCGAUCUGAGGCCAGCCCUUGCACACGGGCGUUCACCUGCUAGCAUGCAGCGACCGUGAGUGUGAACUCCCCAGCUGCAGUCGCGUUGGGCGACUGCGUCAGCGAGAGCUGAAGGAUACGAGCUUUUCGUAAUGAGCGGUUUCUCCGCUUUCAGCGCCUUUCCUGCGCCGAAAGAGAACACCAACGCUGCGGGGGUUAGCUCAAGUGAGCCUAAUGGGCAAGGGGCUGCGAGAGGCGCGUCGAAUGUGACUGCCCAACGAGAGACAGCAUUCUCAGCGUUUGGUCAGCCUCCGACAGAUCACGCGUUCGGAGGAGCACAUCUAGCAGCUGGCAAUGCGUUCUUCAAUGCCCCUUCUACUUCUGCUGGAAGUGCGCUUGGCAGCUCUACUUUUGGCGCGUCCAGUCCUAUUGCGGUAUCCUCUCCAAUAUCGUCCAGCAUGCCCGGGUCCCGCACGCAGUCACCGCUGCUCAAGCCUCAGGAUACCAUCACUUGGAGAGAUAUCAAGAGUACGCCAGGCACACCGCCUUUCGGUCCCGCAAAGGGCCUUCCGCAUGCUGGAUCUCUUGGCGGAUCCUUUGCGGCAGCCAACGAUGUCCGUCUCCAGCGCUUCUCGUCGGCGGCGACAGACGGCAAAGAUGAUGCUGUCACGCUCUUCCACGCGAUGAGGAAGCAAAGGGAGGGACUACGCACGCAAUACAUCGCUGCUGGAAUCUUGCCGGAUCCAACCAAGGCGCAGGAGCUCGAGAGCGCGCAAAAGUUCCUGGGCACGUGUCCAGACAUGUGUCCCCAAUUCGAACGCGUGGAGCGUGAGAUGCAGAAGGAACUCGACGCCCUGGAGGUUUAUCCCGGAACAGCAAAGUGCAAUCCAGAAAUCGCUGUCAAGAUCUAUCGACGUCCUGCAGCUGGUAGAGAAGUUCCUUUGCCAGAGGAUGUGCGCCCUCCCGAAGUACUCAAGACCACGCUUGACUACCUCUUCCACGAUCUCCUACCUUCUGGACCUUUUGACCCAACCUUCAAUCAAGUGCAGGCGUUUGUAUGGAAUCGCACACGAGCUAUCCGGCAGGACUUCAUCGUCCAGAAUGAACGCGGCCGCCUAGCGAUCGAGUGCCACGAAAGGAUAGCACGGUACCAUAUCUUGACUCUCCACUUCCGAGGAGGUCUUGUGGGUUCUGACGGGACCAUGCGGGAUACUACAGAAAAUACGGACGGGACUCGAUCGGAGAACAUGUGGAGUGAGCAACAGGAACUUGAACAGCUUCGCAAGACGUUGCGCUCUCUCAUCGAGUUCUACGACGACAAGCGCGUCGCCGAAGGAGACAUGGAGGCACCAGCAUCUCAAAAUGAGGGGGAAUUCCGCGCAUACAAUCUGCUCUUGCAUCUCCGGGAUCCAGAAACAUUGCGUGAGGUCGAGUCUCUGCCUGAAGGCGUAUUUAUGCACCCUUUCGUUCAAUCGUCUUUGCGCCUUCGACGCUACGCCCAGAAGUCAAACAACAUUGUGCGCCGAGGCCAACCGCGGAAUGAAGAGGCGACGCUGAACUGGUUCUCGCGCUUCUUCCGGGAGAUCCGCAGCAAGGAUGUUGGCUACUUGCAAGCUUGCCUCGCCGAAAAUGCCUUCAGCGAAGUCAGGGUUGGGGCCUUCAAGGCUCUUGCGAGAUGCUUCCGCAAACAAUUCAAACCGCUGCCUACUUCAUGGGUUGUCGACGCCCUCGGUUUCGAUGACGCGCAGCAAGCGAUCGAUGUUGCGAGGCAGUACGGACUUCUGGUGGAGCUCGAUGCCGUGGGAGAGGAAUCGUCCACCAUUGCGAUCCAUCAGGAGGCGCAGCUCUCAGAGGACAAGCCCGUGCGCACGCCAUUCUCAAUGAAGAUAGUCGAAGCUAAAAGGGAAGAGCGUAGCUUUCAAGACAUCGUUGAUGGCUUUGCAGCAGGUGCGGUAGCUCCUGCCAAAGCACCAGUACCAUUGGUGCGAGCCACAACCCCUGCACUCAAACCGUCCGUCGCAACGUCGCUGCCAUCGUCCACGGCACCAAAGUCUCCCAGCAGUCUCCUCUCCGGGCGCUUCACUCUAGCGCCAUCAGCUUUGACAAGUAAGGCUACCCCUUUCACGAGUACAUUUGGCGUAGGAUCUUUCUCUGCUACUCCUACUAUCUCGGCAGCACCUGCACUGCCUCUUGCACCCCCAGCUGCUUCAUCUGCAAUACCCGCUCUCACCCCUUCCUCCUCUCAGCAAGCAAUUGCAAGCACGGAAAAGCCUUCAUCAGCAAAAGGGUUACAGACUUUAUCUGAUACUGCGUCGCCUUUCAUGCCAAGGCAGCCGACUGCUCCUUUCGCUAACCCAGCACCGUCUGCGGCUAUUCUGGCGCAGGCGGGAGGGAAUCCCGUGCAAAGCCCCCUACAGGUCCUCACCACACAUCCGUUUACUGCUGGCUCCCCUCAGAACACGAAGAAGGGCGCACCUGUCAUAAUCUCCCGCCCCGAGCCCAUUGGUCAAAUCGUUAUUUCACAUCCUUCAGCAGGAGUUUCAGAACCACCAUUUACUAUACCGCAACCCAAACUGAAGCGGUCCGCCUCGGACAUCUCCGCUGCGAGCCAAAGAUUUCGCGUCUCAAUGGCAGAUAAAAUAUAUGCGCGACUUCUCGACGAGGUCGCUGUCUCGGCUGGGGAAAGCAUGGCGAUGCGCGUUGCAAGGCGAGAAAAGCUCGCUCGUCUAGAAGCUUCACGCGAGGUAAAAUUCGAGGCUGCAGGAGGCCUUCUUGCUGAACGGCUCUUCGACACCACAGCCCGGACAAUGUCCAGAGCGGCAGCACUGGAUGCGUCUGGGAAAGCUUUCAUCAGCGCAAGAACACUCGAACGUGUGUGGUCUAUCUGGUUGCGGAGGUACGAGGAGGCGAGAGAAUGGAAACGGAUCCGCCACAGGUCAACAUUGCUGCAGCACCAAGUUCAGAAUAAGCAUCAAAAGGCAACAGUCAACAAGCACCGGAUCUACGAGGAAAGAGAGGAAGGCGCAGAUGAACGCAUUGCUACCGCCUUUGCCGAGCGACACCGGCUUUGCGGUACAUUAUGGAGACGAGGAACCUUUACGAUGAUCCUUUACGACCAUUUCCAGUCCCUCUUUGAGAUUUACAGCGAUCUGUGGCCGCCGCGCAUGCACAUCAUCGCGAGCUUCGCGGGCGAUCCAGGCCAUGAGACUCAAGCGUGCUCUACAUGGUUGCGGAGAGUACUCAGCGAGGAUUGCUUCACCUUUUCAGACGGAAAGCAGACAUUCUUACUGCACGAUGGCUCUCCGGCGGCCGGGGAAUCGUCAACAGAUCCUCAACAUCGGGUUGCUCCAGUGCCUCUCGUCAUCUUUGAAUGUGCGUCAUCCGCGCAUUCAUCUUGGGCUAGUGAAAAAGCCCGCCUACACGCACUCGGCCAGAAGGUCGGCCUUCAUAAUCGGCACACCAUUUUGCGGCCAAAGAUUCUACUGCUGCGUUGGCCAUCCCAUGCGCCGCAUAUGCCAGAGCAAGUCGCGACCGAGCUGCAGCCUGAGCUUUCCGCAUGGUCAGGCUUCUUGGUGGUCUCGCUGCAAACCCAGGACCCACAGACCAUGCUUGAAUCGGCGCUGGCUCUCCUUCUCUCGUCUCUGUCAUGGACAGGUGCCGCGAUCAGAGGGCUUACUGGCAUUCUGACACAUUUUAGCGAGCCAUGGCUUCGAGCCAUCAGCGCGAGCAGCACUUGCCUCGGUCAGCUGUUGGACAGUCGUGGCGUGCAGGCAAGCGCGGCCGCUUCUCAGAUUUGGCGCAUCAUUUGUGCUCUAGGCAAUUUGCUCAUGCGUUACAUCGUUUCAGCUGCAGAAAGCGAUGGCGGCUUGGGAGAUGCCAUUCAAAUCGUUGUUCCUGAGGCCUCAGAUCUGCCGAACCGGUCAACACAAUCAGAAGCUAGGCUGGACCUACAUCACUUGAUAACACGGACGAUCGCAAAGACACAGAUCACAUUUCAGCUAGAUCUCAGGCGUCUGCAACUUGAGCUCGACAACCUGCAAGAUACAUUGACAGAUGCUCACAUUGCGGCUGUCUUAAGGCAACUGUUUGAAGCAGGCUUGUCAGGGCUCGAGUCGGGGGACUCGUAUUCGCAGAAUCUAUCAGACAGUGAUUUACUUGCGCAAGCGUCAUCCUUUUCGCGCAUCUGCGAUCAGGCUGUCCAGGAAAUCAAAGACGUGGCUGCAUCAGGCUUGCGCCCUCCCGCGAUCAAUGGCACAGCGGGGAUCAAGCGGCCGGCGCCGGACGCGACAAGAACAAACAGCAUUCAUAUGAAGAAGGCCAGACCUGAUAUGGGAGGAGUGACGCAAGUAGCGAUAGCAUCAAGUAAUCCUGCGAUUUCGCGUCUGAAAGCAGCCAUGGCAGCGUCCAAACAACUUGCGUAAUCAUGUAAUUUAGUGGUCGGCUGCAGCAUACAGAGUGGAUCA